Aspergillus caelatus is the source of this 1470-nucleotide messenger RNA. RefSeq lists its product as uncharacterized. The record is from RefSeq and is a predicted model, not a curated record. The transcript has 3 exons. NCBI's taxonomy places the organism in Eukaryota, Fungi, Ascomycota, Eurotiomycetes, Eurotiales, Aspergillaceae. Gene Ontology annotation, cellular component: membrane. The coding region runs from base 233 to 1348 and encodes 371 amino acids.
CAGAUUCCGCCUGCAAGGACUGUGACCUCACUGGGUAUUUAUUUGAUUCGCUUUUAUUAUUUAUUGGGAUUGUUUUUCCCUCUUCUUAUUUAUUUCUUUUUUGGAUUUAGAAUCCUUUUGGUCCCCGAAAUCCUGCACGCGCUUUUAUCAUCACAUCUCCAACUGCCCACAUUCUCCCCCUUACUCUCAAAUUCACCACCUCUCCUUGUCGCAUGGUCUUUCCCCGCGCAUCAUGUCUGCCGCAUUGCCUUAUUUACAGAAACUGCGCAAGUCCCAACUGACGGACUGGGCGGAAGCUACUGAUCUUCACAACUACGAGGAAUACAAUAAACCAGAACUCGCCACGCUGCUGGAUCAACAUCUCCAGGCCAACCAAUCCAUCUUCGCCAAGGAUGCGCGACUAACGGAUUACUACCGACGCCUGUCGCAAACCCCGCGCAAGGGGUCGCCGGUCAAGAGAGACCCCCGGGUGGACGUCUCGCCGCUUGCGAAAGAAACACCGCGGUCGGUGCUACGGUCGGCGCGUCGCAGGCAGACGCGAGCCCUGGAGGAAGAGGUGAAGGAAGAGGCGGCGAAGGAGGAGACGCAGGAGGAGCCCAAGGAGGAACCCAAGGCGGAACCCAAGGAGGAGGCUGAGCAACCCCAAGAGGAUUCCGACGCGUCCCCACCACCUGUCUUCCAGACGCCUGGGCCGUCCCCGCUGAACUUCCAAACGGUCUUGCCGGCAUCGCCGGCCCUCAUCGCUGAUGCGGUCGACCGAGAAUCCGUCGCGUGGCGCAAUAAGGCUAGCGAUUGGUGGACUGGCUCAGGGGUGCCGGAUGGCACGCAGUCUCUGCGCUCCUUGCUAAGCAGUGUCAAGGCCGUCCAGAUUCUGACAUUGCUGCUCGAAGGGUGUUCCAUCAUUUAUGAAAUUCUGCCGCUGCGAUUCGUGUCUACCAUUUCCAUUUGGGCGAUUGAGAUCUCCAUCAAGGUCCCCGACGUCUUCGUCCUCGUCGAUGGCGUAUUCUGGGCCCCGUUCUCGCUAUGGCUGCUGACCAGCAUUCUCCUGCCGCUUACCGCCGCAUACUUCUUCAACAUCAGCCUGAAUAUCACACAAGGUGGCAGUGCUGCGUCCCACACGCGCCGCAGCCGCGCGUCGCCUGCGAACUUCGACCCGCUCAGCUUCAACAUUGCUAAGGCGGGACUCGCAUACCUGGUGUAUGCCCGGCAGUUCGACUUCUUCAACCUGUACAGCCAAUACUCGAUCGCCCGGGUGAACGCCGCCGUCCCUGGUCAAUGGGCUGGCUUGGUGACCGGGUCUGCGAUCGGUUUGAUCGGCACUAUCUAUGAGGCGAUCCUGCGGAAGUAAAUACGUGGUGUAUAUACGUGAAUGCGUUUUGGGCAGAGCCACUGGUUGGACGCAGUUUGAUUGAGUAGGAAGUGCUCCGUACAGGGGAAGGCAUGCGAGUGCCUGAAGGAGGGGGUUGUGAG